Molecule: messenger RNA, 2106 nt
Organism: Chinchilla lanigera (long-tailed chinchilla)
Lineage: Eukaryota; Metazoa; Chordata; Mammalia; Rodentia; Chinchillidae
Gene: Orai3
Product: ORAI calcium release-activated calcium modulator 3
Exons: 2
Coding region: 29-1270 (413 amino acids)
Biological process (GO): store-operated calcium entry
Cellular component (GO): membrane
Molecular function (GO): store-operated calcium channel activity
Source: RefSeq, a predicted model, not a curated record
UGAUCUGCCGGUGUGGCUUGCUCCCGUGAUGCCGGCCGGGGCUGGGCGCUCGCCUCCCCGAGGCGUUGGCGCCGGGCUGUGCUUGGCAGAUGGGGAUGCGGGGUCCUCCGGGACUUACGCCUCCGGCCGGGACGCGGGGGCUCGUUCCCGGCUCCACCCCGUCAUGUGGUCGCCUGGCUCCGCCUCUGCCCCAGUUCCUGUUCCGAUCGCGGCCGUCCCGCUCCGGCCAUCGGGGCUGCCCCAGACGCCGGCGGGGCCGCGUCCUGCCGGCCGUGCCACUGCGUUCCCGCCGGGGAAUGGGGCCAAUCCCCAGGCUUGGGCCGAAUCUCCCGGGUACCCGCGGUGCUGCGGUCCCACUGUGACCAUCCGCAGAAUGAGGGGCGGCGAGGGGGACGCGGCCGAGCAGGCCCCGCUGAACCCUGAGGUCGAGAGCCCCGCGGGUUCGGCCACGUACCGGGAGUUCGUGCACCGCGGCUACCUGGACCUCAUGGGGGCCAGUCAGCACUCGCUGCGGGCGCUCAGCUGGCGCCGCCUCUACCUCAGCCGGGCCAAGCUCAAGGCCUCCAGCCGCACGUCCGCCCUGCUGUCGGGCUUCGCCAUGGUGGCCAUGGUGGAGGUGCAGCUGGAGAACGACCAUGAGUACCCACCGGGCCUGCUGGUGGCCUUCAGUGCCUGCACCACCGUGCUCGUGGCCGUGCACCUCUUUGCACUCAUGGUCUCCACGUGUCUACUGCCCCACAUUGAAGCUGUGAGCAACAUCCACAACCUCAAUUCUGUCCACCAGUCCCCACACCAGCGGCUCCACCGCUACGUGGAGCUGGCCUGGGGCUUCUCCACGGCCUUGGGCACUUUUCUCUUCCUGGCUGAAGUUGUCCUGGUGGGCUGGGUCAAAUUUGUGCCCAUUGGGGCCCCCUUAGACACACCAGCCCCUGUGAUACCUCCUCCGUCCCAGGUGCCUGGGACUCUGUCACCAGCGGCUACCUCCCUUGGUCCAGCUUCUAACCUCCCACCAUCCUCUGCUUCUGUAGCCCCAUCACAGGCUAAGCCUUCCGGGGCCUGCCCGCCCCGGCAAACGUGCGGUGGUGAUGGGACCCAUGGGCCAGGCUGGCAAGCAGCAAUGGCUUCCACAGCAAUCAUGGUACCUGUAGGACUUGUGUUUGUGGCCUUUGCCCUGCAUUUCUACCGCUCCUUGGUCACCCACAAGACAGACCGCCACAAGCAGGAGCUAGAAGAGCUGAGUCGCCUGCAGGGGGAGCUGCAGGCUGUUUGAGCCCGCCCUUAGCUUCUGCUGUCAGCACUGCCUCCCUCAGGGGUCUGCUAGAGGCCCCAGGAGCCUGCAGACCUCAUUCCCCAGCCCUGGCUGGAGCCACCUCCUGCGGCCACUCAGGCAGGGACCAGGUUCCUGCCCAUAGGGUCGCACAUUCCCAGGGGUUGGCCCUGUCAGUUGUUCCAUGGGUUUUGCGAGCUCUCCACCUGGGCUAGGGGACAGUGGAACUUCCUUACUCCAAGGAUGCUUGGGUAGAUGGAGGGGAGGUGGGGGAAGCCCUGUGUUAUCUCUGGAGUGGACCCCCAGCUGCUUGUCCCUUUAUAGGAUGUGGAGGUCAGAUGGUUACAUGCCCACACACUUGCCUCCUGCUGUCAACCCUAGAAUAGAAUCUACUUCAUGGUUCGCAUUUUGGAGCAAGGUUUUCCCUAUCCCCAAACUUUGAUGGGUUCCAUAUACUUGCUUUGGUUGCUGCGGGCCUUUGGGUGUUUCUACAACCGUCACAAGUCCAGCCUUUGCUAGGCAAAAACUUCCUGUUGUACGAGAUUCAAGCCAACUCCCCACCGUUGAUGACCUGUGGCCACAUGCACAAGAGGCAGUGCCUGCACCAGUGUCCUAGGCCCACACUUACGCAUUUAUAUCACAGUGGGCCCAGGCUGGGAAUGGGGGCAGGGGUCGUCUUUGAAGACCAAGGACCUGUAUGCAUGGCCUGGCUCAUUAAAAAGGGCUUGGGGAGAAUGUUUUAAGAAAGAAGGUCCAGUCCCCAGCCCUUAGAAGGCAGAGCUCUUCUGACACUGAAUUUUUAUGCACCUUGUUUUGUAUAAUAAAUUGCCUUUCACAGA